Molecule: messenger RNA, 2670 nt
Organism: Rhodofomes roseus
Lineage: Eukaryota; Fungi; Basidiomycota; Agaricomycetes; Polyporales; Fomitopsidaceae
Product: Pkinase-domain-containing protein
Exons: 8
Coding region: 1-2670 (889 amino acids)
Biological process (GO): protein phosphorylation
Cellular component (GO): nucleus
Molecular function (GO): cyclin-dependent protein serine/threonine kinase activity; ATP binding
Source: RefSeq, a predicted model, not a curated record
AUGUACUCGACGCCUUCGAAACGUGCAGCUUCGGGAUCUCCGGAGAAUGGAAGGCCAAAUAAACGGCACGAACCGUCCUCGCCAGAGGAAGGAGAAGUAGACGAUUCUCCGCCACCUCCGCCACGACAGGCGUCCCCACCUCCAAAACCCAAAGUCCCAUUCCCCUUCAAGCGGAAGGCGCCUGCACGGGAGGAUCCAGAACCAUAUUCUAAUGCAGACAGAUACGAACGGGGUCGGGAGGAUGACCGGUACAGGUACGAGGACCGCCGAUGGACAGUAGCCGAGCCCAUGCGGCACGAAACUCGUGCAGCUCCUUCUCGCGGUGCAGACCGCUGGGAGCCUCCUGCAGGGAGGUACAAUAGCUGGGCAGGAAGGGACCACUAUGGUACCCAAUAUCAUGACCGCGAGCGGGACAGGUCGCGAGAACGGGACCAUGGACGAGACCGUGAACGGGAACGAGAACAGGAACGCGCGCGAUCCACCUCCACCCCGCGGUCACCCUCACCGGCGUCUGCAAGGAAGCAAACACAUCGUUUGCCUACGCGGCGAGAAGCCGACACUUCGAACGCCCUUGCCGGAUACUACCGCGACAGAGGUAGCAGCUUUGGUGCACGCAGCCGAAGCCGCAGUAGGAGCCGAAGCCGCAGUAGGGAAAGGCGGAAGCUGGCCAGGGACGACGACUACGACCGGAGAGACCGGAGGCACGAUGGAUAUGACCGCGAUGACUACAAACGGAAAGAGCAGAACCACAGUCUUGCGUCGCCUGGUGGGUAUAGACCUGUGUCGCCCCCUGCAGCGGGCCCGUCGCGACCUCGUUCACCACACACGCCGCCACGUUCACCUCACGCAUCGCAAUCUCGGCCCACGUACCACCAGGAUUACCAACCCACCACGACAGAGGCCACGAGAAAGGAUGCGACGUUCCCCAGCACUCACACUGCGGUCAAGUUUACAUUGCAUGCUGUGAACAAGGGUCUGACACCUCUGCACGUGCUGUCACCUCCGCCCCUCGAAGUUGCCGCAAGAACGGACGUUGUGCGGAAGCCGAAGUCGCCUGAGCCCAAGGUAGAGGAGGGGCAAGUGGAGGAGAAGAAGCCCAUACCGCCUCCACCAGUGCAACAUAGAACGAAGCGGAAGCCGGUAGUGCGCUCGCGCGAAGAGGAAGCAGCUGUCUAUGGCCGAAUAUUCGUCGGAUGUGGUCGGCAGGAUGACUAUAACGUUCUCACCAAGCUUGGUGAAGGAACGUUCGGUGAGGUGCACAAGGCCGUGCAUCGUGAAAAGGGCAACUGUGUUGCACUCAAGCGAAUCCUCAUGCACAAUGAGAAGGAGGGCAUGCCUGUCACGGCGUUGCGCGAGAUCAAGAUUUUGAAAUCGCUCCACCACCAGAAUAUUAUUGACAUCCAGGACAUGUUCCUCGUCAAGAGCAAUGGCAAGGAGCCGCUCUCUGUCUACAUGGUUUUCCCAUACAUGGACCAUGAUCUCGCGGGUCUCCUCGAGAACGAGCGUGUCAAGUUCACACCCAGCCAGAUCAAGCUGUACAUGAAGCAGCUGAUCGAGGGCACGGAAUACAUGCACCGGAACCACAUCCUGCACCGUGACAUGAAGGCGGCGAACCUGCUCAUCUCGAACGACGGCUGCCUGAAGAUCGCAGAUUUCGGUCUCGCGCGCGCAUUCGACCCGCGGAUUACACAGGUCAAGGAGGAUGUGCGCGGGAAGGAGCGCAAGUACACGAACUGCGUCGUGACGCGGUGGUACCGUCCGCCGGAGCUCCUGCUUGGUGUGCGCCAGUACGGCGGAGAGGUUGAUAUGUGGGGCAUCGGGUGUGUGCUGGGUGAAAUGUUUUGGAGAAGGCCCAUUCUUCCCGGCGGAUCGGACAUCGACCAGCUCGAGAAGAUAUGGCAGCUGUGUGGCACGCCGAACGACCAAACUUGGCCUGGCUGGGACUUAUUGCCUGGCUGUGAGGGUGUUCGAUCAUGGACCCACUAUACUCGGCGACUCAGGACGGUCUACGAACAGCUCGGUCCGGAGACGAUCGAUCUUAUGGACAAGCUCCUGACGUGCAACCCGAGGGAGCGUCUGACGGCGGAGCAAGCCCUGGACCACGAUUACUUCUGGACAGACCCUCUGCCUGCUGAUCCCAAAAGGCAAUUCUGCAUGCUUAUCUUCCGCUCGUUCAGCCUGCCCAAGUACGAAGCUUCGCAUGAAUUCGACAAGCGUGGCAGGCGGGAGGGUGCCGGCGCUCCAGGUGGCAUGGUCCCCUACAUGGGUGCCUUCAACAACCCACGACCGCUCCCACCACCCAUGGCUCAAGGCCCGCCUCAGCCAAUGCACCGGCGCCCGCCUCCGACCCGCGACCAGUUCCGUUUCGGUCCAACUAACCACGGCCUACCCCCACCCACCACUCAUGGUCUUCCCCAACCACCGUUUACUCACGCGCAGGUCUUCGGCCCGCCGCAGAGAUCCUACGCGCCUCAGCCCACCACGCUUCCCCCCAUCGUUCUCCGCCCGGGCCAACCGCCCCCGGGCAUUGGUCCGUGGCCGCCUGCUGGCCCAACCUCAAGCAUGAACAUGCCGCCGUACCCACCUCCAUCGUCUAUGGCCCCGAGGCGCGCCCAUCCCAAUCCAAUGCGACCCGACUACGGCGGGGGCGCCCCACUGAACUAUGGCUGA